This is a messenger RNA of Debaryomyces fabryi, 1980 nucleotides long. RefSeq lists its product as uncharacterized. The transcript has a single exon. Gene Ontology annotation, cellular component: Golgi apparatus; membrane. Bases 1 to 1980 code for a protein of 659 amino acids. Lineage: Eukaryota; Fungi; Ascomycota; Pichiomycetes; Serinales; Debaryomycetaceae. Gene Ontology annotation, biological process: protein localization to membrane; vacuolar transport. The record is from RefSeq and is a predicted model, not a curated record.
AUGAAAAAUAUUUGUAUUCCAUUUGUCUUGUUGCUAUGUAUCCAAUAUGUAUGUGCUAUUGAUUUGGGAUUUUCACCAAGAUAUUAUAGACAUGGCGAGCAAGUGGAUUUGAUUGUUAAUAAGGUGGAGUCUGACAACACACAGUUACCUUACAGUUAUAAAGAUUUGCCCUUUGUAUGUCCUCCUGAGAAGCCUGUUCAUCUAUCUUUGGGAGAAAUUUUAAGAGGCGAUAGGCUAUGGAAAAGUCUGUACGACUUGAAAUUUGGAGUUGAUAUGCCAUGUGUAAGACUAUGUGAUUUAAUAUCUAAAGAAACUGGUAUGCUUAAAGCAGAUACAUUGAUUAAGAAUGGAUACGUGGUUCACUGGUUGGUUGAUGGAUUGCCGGGUGCAACUACAUUUGUUUCCGGAAAUCGUAACAACAAAUAUUAUGCAGCUGGUUUUCCUCUAGGGUUCACUCAAGAUGGUAUCAGCUACAUCUACAACCAUGUUAUGAUAGUUAUUAGGUAUCACAAAGAUCCAUCAAACAAACAGUUAAGCUCGAUUGUUGGGUUUGAGGUGUAUCCUAAGAGUGUGAGUAAUGAAGAAUGUCCUGGCUCUUCAAAGAAUUAUGACAAUUUUGCUAUUACUUUUGAAAGGGAUUCUCAGCAGCAAAUCGUACCGGAAAAAACUGUCAUUCCUUAUACUUAUUCGGUAUAUUGGCGUGAAGAUAAUACUAUAGACUAUAGCUCUCGCUGGGAUUUAUAUUAUGAAAACGAAACUACCUCAAGCCAUAAGAUUCAUUGGUUUUCUUUUAUCAAUUCAAUGGUGUUAUUGUUUUUGGUAUCAUUAAUUGUGGCUGUUGUUUUGUUGAGAGUUUUAAAAUCCGACAUUCAGGCCAAUUCACCAAGCUUGCCAACAAGUGAGUACGAUGCUACUAUAAAUUCUUCAUGGAAGAGUUUAUCCAACGAUAUUACAAAAAGGCCGAAAUUUCCAUUGUUUCUUUCAGUAUUGGUUGCAAGCGGGAUUCAACUAAUUAUUGCAACAAUCGGUGUCAUCGUAGUAUUCGUUAUUAAUUCGAAGUUUAGCAUUGGAUCCUCCUUUUCCUCGAAUACUUUUUUCAAUAAUCAUCAAGGAGCGUUUUUUUCGAUUUCUUUAACGUUCUUCGUUGUAUCGGGCAUUAUUCCCUCGUUCUGUGGAAUAAUCUUGCAUAAAAUAUUCAAUAAUGAUUACUUGAAUUCUGAAUAUAACAAGUCAAAAACAUUCACUUCUUCAAUUUUGUUAAGUGGAUUUUUACCUAGUUUGAUAUUAUCUAUUGUAUUGUUUUUGAACUUUUUUGUGUGGGCGAAACAUGCAUCAACUGCAUUACCAUUCGGAACUAUAAUUGUGUUGUUGUUGGUUUUCUUCAUUAUUGAACUUCCGUUAGGUAUUAUCGGUGGUUACUAUGGAAAUAAGCAUAAGUUUGACAGAAAAUCUUUCCUUUUAACGAAUAGUGGACAUAAGAGUGAUAAUGAUGAUAAGCAUCUCAGAGCUAAGAAAAAGACAUCAUGGUUAUUAAAUCCAGCUUUCAGUGUAUUGAUCUUUGGCUUAAUUCCAUUUGGUAUUGUUUAUGUUGAAUUAUUAUUCAUUUUUAAUUCCGUUUGGUUGGAGAAAACAACCUUCUAUUACAUGUACGGGUUUUUACUAUUAACGGCUAUAGUUUUGAUUGUCAUAAUUGCAGAAUCAAUCAUUAUUGCAACAUAUAUUUCUAUUGCAGUUUACACUAACCCUAACUGGCAAUGGUUAAGUUUCAAUGUUGGAUCUAGUGUUGGGUGGUACAUUCUUGGUUAUUCAGUUUACUAUUUCAUAUUUUACUUGAAUGUGAAUGACUUUGUGAGUGCUUUGUUAUAUUUUUGUUACAUGACUUUAACUAGUUGUUUGAUAGGUGUGGCAUGUGGAGCGGCUGGUACUUUGACGGGAUUAUUGUUUAUCAAGAAAAUUUAUGGCUCUAUUAAAGUCGAUUGA